Messenger RNA from Exophiala dermatitidis NIH/UT8656, 1536 nucleotides. RefSeq names its product cytochrome P450 oxidoreductase. The transcript is spliced from 8 exons. Lineage: Eukaryota; Fungi; Ascomycota; Eurotiomycetes; Chaetothyriales; Herpotrichiellaceae. The record is from RefSeq and is a predicted model, not a curated record. Bases 1 to 1536 code for a protein of 511 amino acids. Gene Ontology annotation, molecular function: monooxygenase activity; heme binding; iron ion binding.
AUGGCGUUGAUCACGUUGUUCGAGCGGCUACAUGGCCUGGUCCGAGUAUAUUGGCCAAGUUUCGUCUUUGGAUUGAUCCUGAUCAGACUCUUGCUUAACAAAUAUGGACGGAAGCUCAACUCUAUACCAGGGCCUUGUCUUGCCGGCUUUACUGACUUGUGGCGCUUUUUCGAUGCCUGUUUUGCGACGCCGCACGAAACUCACCUCCGGCUGCACCGAAGGAUGAAUUCCCAUUUCGUGCGGAUAGGUCCAAGAGUUGUCUCCAUCUCCGAUCCCACGUUGAUACCAACCAUAUAUGGAAUCAAUUCGGGUUUCACAAAGACCGAAUUCUACACUCUUUCAAUGUUGCCCUUCGAGGGGACGUUCAUGCCCAGCUUGUUCAACACCCGCGAUGAGCGAUAUCACAGCAUGUGCAAAAAGCCCAUUGCCAACGCCUACAGCAUGUCGAACAUGGUGGAGUUCGAGCCUCUAGUUGACUCAACCACUUCGCUGCUCAUGACGAAGCUGGAUGGAUUCGCUACCUCGGACGUCUCCUUUGACCUGGGAGUUUGGCUCCAGAUGUAUGCCUUUGAUGUCAUCGGCGAGAUUCUAUUCAGUCAGAAACUAGGCUUUUUGUCUUCAGGCACCGACGUCCAGGGAAUUAUGGCGGAUAUUCGCGUCAAGAUUGGCUAUGCUGGACGGGUUGGACAAAUCCCAGUUCUUGAUAGAAUCUUGACCAAGAACCUCAUAUUCCUGAGGCUCGCUCCAACCCACCCCAUCGUCACCUUUACCUUGGCCAGAAUGAAAGAAAGGGACACAAUGAACACUGGGGGUGGGAUCCAGAAGCCGGACUUUCUCGCCAGAUGCUUCGAAGCCCAAGCCAAAUUUCCUGAUGUCGUCACAGAUAGGAUGAUAUUGGUGUACAACAGUGACAAUGUCGGUGCGGGUAGUGAUACUACUGCAAUCUCCUUGCGAGCAGUUUUCUACUAUCUUCUCAAAUCACCAUCAAGCAUGCGGAAGCUGGUAACGGAGAUUGACAUUGCUGACCAAGAAGGCCGGUUGAGCGACUUUGUCACCUGGCAAGAAUCGAACAAGUUGCCAUAUCUUCAAGCAUGCAUCAAGGAAGCUCUCCGUAUGCAUCCGGCAGUAGGGUUGCUUCUCGAACGAUACGUGCCGAAAGGGGGCAUCUCCUUAGCCGGCCACUAUUUCCCAGAGGGAACAAUUCUUGGAAUCAAUCCUUGGGUCACGGCUCGAGAUAGAGAAGUAUACGGAGCAGACGCCGAUUUCUUUCGUCCAGAAAGAUGGCUUGAGGCAUCAGAUGAGCAGCUUUUGGCUAUGGAAAGAUCCAAUCUCGUGUUUGGCUAUGGAAAUCGAGCCUGCAUUGGGAAAAACAUCUCGUUGCUCGAGAUAAGCAAACUGGUACCGCAGUUGCUGCGGCACUACAAGUUCUCCUUCGCAUUCCCAAAUUUGGACUGGAAAGUUGCUGGAGGCUGGUUUGUGUGGCAAGAUGGAUUCCAGGCGCGCAUUAGCCGUCGCACGGAUAAGCCUGUUGCGUAG